Echinostoma caproni is the source of this 927-nucleotide messenger RNA. The record is from the annotation of a GenBank genome assembly. NCBI's taxonomy places the organism in Eukaryota, Metazoa, Platyhelminthes, Trematoda, Plagiorchiida, Echinostomatidae.
GCCACAAUCACCCUUCGACUACCGCGCCCUCCGGAUAUCGGUGACAAGUAUAGCAGUCGGCACGGUCAGAAAGGAAUCAACAGUUUGCUCGUGCCUAGCGAAGAGAUGCCAUGGACCGUGACGAGCGGUAUCGUACCGGAUUUGAUUUUCAACCCGCACGGUUUCCCCACCCGUAUGACGAUGGGCAUGAUGAUUGAAUUUCUGGCUGGCAAAUCAGCUGCACUUACAGGCAAACGAGUAGACGCUACUUCGUUUCAAUGGACCGAAGACAAUCCACCUUUCACUGAUUACUGUGAAGAAUUGGCCAAACACGGGUUCAACUACUGGGGUACUGAAAUGAUGAUGUCCGGCUGUAACGGACGUCAAUUAGAGGCGCACAUCUACAUCGGUGUGGUGUACUAUCAGCGUCUGCGACACAUGGUCGCUGAUAAAUACCAAGUCCGAGCUCAAGGCCGAUUCGAUCCUAUUUUACGUCAGCCCAUCAAAGGUCGUAAACUGGGUGGUGGUAUCCGUUUGGGUGAGAUGGAACGUGAUUGUUUGCUAUCUCAGGGUUUGACCUUCACACUACAAGAUCGAAUGGUAGACUCGAAUUGCGAUUCAGUAACGAUGCUCGCCUGCUCCAAAUGUGGCAGCUUGUUGCACGCGGAUCUAUCACGGAAUGUUGUGAGUGACUCCGACGGGAGUCUGACUCUAUUGGGCAAGGGUUCUGCUUGGCAUUCUGAACCGAACUCGGGACCGUUCGAUCGAACCUAUUGGAGUUGUCGUUUGUGUGACCGCUCCGAGGAGGGCACUUCCAAUCCUGAGCUAACCGGUGCUAAUAAGUCUCAUUUGAAGCGUGUCAAAGUGCCUGCAUCGUUCCGCUAUUUAACUUAUGAAUUGGCUUGUUUGAAUGUACAAACCCAGUUAGCUGUUGGCGAAUUAGUUUAG